AUGGAGAGUCAAAGAGAAGGAAAACAAGUGGAUGGCCAUGAUGAUCAAGAACUCAAAACCCCUAAUCUCUUGCUAGAUCUAAGCCUCUCCAGCUGCAGCCAAGUUCAAGAUCUUGAUCCAGACGAGUCGGUGAUUAAACAUCAAGAACCUGCAGAUCAUAAUCUCAAUCUCAUGAUCAACUACUUAGAUGAUGAGAAUGAUCAUACAUAUUCACCAAGAGCUAACAACUCAUCCGAGCCUCGAGUCUUCUCAUGCAACUAUUGCCAAAGAAAAUUCUACAGCUCACAAGCUCUCGGAGGCCACCAAAACGCUCACAAACGAGAGAGAACCAUCGCGAAACGACGACAAAGGAUCGGAUUCAUGGACUCAUCCUCAUCCUCCUUCAUGGACCAAAACCCUAGCAUGGCUUCUCUUCCUUUGCAUGGCUCAUACAAUAGGUCUCUUGGAAUCAAGGUCCAUUCCAUGAUCCAUAAGCCUAGUCAAGUUACUUAUAAUUUCUCCUCAAAUGGUUUUGGUCAUUUAGUACCGUCACUACAACAAAACAGGACAAAACCGACCGUCUACAGGCCUCCUGUUAUAGGCCGGCUGGCGCAACCACCGGAGAAUAGUUACCACCUUGUAGCACCGCCGUCUGGCGGCGGUGCUGCUAGGUUUGAUAGUGUGUGGAAGUUUUCUCCGGGAGGGGACGGUGGUAGAGGAUAUAAUAGGUGUGAGAGUGGGAGCCUUUUGAAAAAGACAAAUCAUCAAGAGGAUUUUCAAAAGCUAGACUUGUCCCUUAAACUUUGA
Daucus carota subsp. sativus is the source of this 786-nucleotide messenger RNA. Its product is annotated as zinc finger protein 1. The record is from RefSeq and is a predicted model, not a curated record. Gene Ontology annotation, biological process: negative regulation of abscisic acid-activated signaling pathway. The transcript has a single exon. Lineage: Eukaryota; Viridiplantae; Streptophyta; Magnoliopsida; Apiales; Apiaceae. The coding region runs from base 1 to 786 and encodes 261 amino acids.